AUGCCAGAGAUCGAACAGCAGCAGCAGCAGCAGCCUCCCCAGGGGCCUCCGCCAGCGCCGCGCGUCCCUGACAAUGCCCUGUUCGGGAAAUACGAGCUGGGCAAGCUCCUCGGCUGCGGCGCCUUCGCCAAAGUCUACCACGCGCGCAAUGUCCGCACCGGCCAGAGCGUCGCCGUCAAGGUCAUCAACAAGAAGAAGCUUACCGGCACCAGCCUCAUGUCCAACAUCAAACGCGAGAUCACUAUCAUGAGCCGCCUCCGCCACCCCAACAUCGUCAAGCUCUACGAGGUCCUCGCCUCCAAGACCAAGAUCUACUUCGUCAUGGAGUUCGUCAAGGGCGGCGAGCUCUUCGCUAAGGUCUCAAAAGGCCGAUUCUCAGAGAAUCUCAGCCGUAAAUACUUCCAGCAGCUCAUCUCCGCCGUCGGUUACUGCCACUCCCGCGGGAUCUACCACCGCGAUUUGAAGCCCGAGAAUUUGCUCGUCGACGAGAACGGGAAUUUGAAGGUUUCGGAUUUCGGGCUCAGCGCCGUGACGGACCAGAUCCGACCCGACGGGCUCCUCCACACGCUUUGCGGGACUCCCGCUUAUGUGGCGCCGGAGAUUUUGACGAAGAAAGGCUACGAUGGAGCGAAGGUGGAUGUGUGGUCAUGCGGCGUCAUACUCUAUGUGCUGAACGCUGGGUAUCUGCCGUUCAACGACCCGAAUCUGAUGGCGAUGUACAAGAAGAUUUACAAAGGCGAGUUCCGGUGCCCGAAAUGGAUGUCGUCUGAUCUGAAGCGGUUCUUGGGCCACCUCAUGGAUACGAACCCGGCGACCCGGAUCACGGUCGACGAGAUCUUGAAGGACCCAUGGUUCAGAAAAGGCGGGUACAAGGAAAUCAAGUUCUACGACGAAGAUUGCUCCAUGGACGACAGCAAAAUUGGAGGAGGCGAGGAGGACCAGAAGGUCGUCACGAGCCUGAACGCGUUCGAUUUGAUAUCGUUCUCGGCCGGACUGGACCUGUCCGGGCUGUUCGACGACCAUUCGUACGGCUCGGCGGAGGACGGUGAGCGUUUCGUGUUGGAGGAGACGGUGGAGAAGGUGGUGGAGAGAGCGGAGGCGUUCGCGAAGGCCGAGAAAUUGAGGGUGAGGAGGAAGAAGGAGUGGGGUUUGGAGAUGGAGGGGCAGAAUGGUAAUUUGGCAAUUGGGGUUGAGGUUUACAGAUUGACUGAGAAUCUCGUGGUGGUGGAGGCUAGGAGGACAGGUGGCGACGCUGGACCUUACAGGGAGAUGUGGAAGAACAAGCUCAGGCCUCAUCUGAUGUGCCCAGAUGAUCACGAGAUAUCACCGCCAUUACCAACUCCUUCUUCGUCUGCCGCUUCUUCGUCUGCCUCUUCUUCGUCCUCGUCGCUUGCCCAAUUGAUUGACUGA
Prunus armeniaca (apricot) is the source of this 1410-nucleotide messenger RNA. The record is from the annotation of a GenBank genome assembly. NCBI's taxonomy places the organism in Eukaryota, Viridiplantae, Streptophyta, Magnoliopsida, Rosales, Rosaceae.